Molecule: messenger RNA, 1781 nt
Organism: Malus domestica (apple)
Lineage: Eukaryota; Viridiplantae; Streptophyta; Magnoliopsida; Rosales; Rosaceae
Source: RefSeq, a predicted model, not a curated record
CUUUUCUUUAUUUCUUUUUCUUUUGACUAAAGAUGGUGCAUUUUGCCUUUUCCCAAUUUACAAAAGUUGGUAGAGAUGCCAUUCCUUUUUCCUCUAUAUGUUUGAACCAUGAAAUUUUCCAGUUAAUUUAAACCCAUGAUUAAUGAGGAGGAACACCGUUAGUGUUCUACCUGUCAAGUUUUGUAUCUUGUUGAGAAUUUUAUUUAUUGGUCAAGAAGGAUGUCGACUGCUGAAGACGAAAGCGCUGCAGCACAAGUCCUAAAGGAAAUGAUGGAGAAGCUGGACGCAGUCAAACAAGGCCAGAUUUCGUAUCCUCAGAUAACGCUAGCGCCUGAUGUAUCAAGUCCUUUAUUCAACUGGCAAGAUCAAGACCCGGUUCCUCCUAAUACAACAGCCCCUGGCAGUGCUCCGCACCUGCCACCAACCACUCCUCCGGUGGUAACCUCUCCUCAGAUUGGGCAGCCCACUUCAAGCUCUGCAACUGCGGAUCGCCCUGUCUCGUCAACCAGCGAGUUUCCAGUCAGCAUGUAUGGGAUACCUGUCAACAAUCCUACAGAGAGUCAAGUCACACCGACACCUCCUGCGGCAAAUCCAUCCCAGUCAGUCUUACCUCCUACCGACCCAAAGGGAAUUGCUUUUGACUUCUUUGGACAACCUCGAGAUCCAGAUCCCACCUACAAGAAGACCCCAUCAAGGGGGAAUAAAGGAGAAUUUGAGACAAACCAAUUGUCUGCAGCAAACAAACUUGAGGGAAUUGUUAACACCCUCACCCAGACAGUCGAGCGCCUUAAUGUUCAAUUUGCAUCAGAGCGAGAAAUCUCAAAACAACUGCUGGACAGAUUCAACAAUCUCAGCGUGCUAGUUUCUAGAGAGAUAGCAGCACUACGAUCUUUGAUCUCCAAGGAGUCCGCAGAGACACGCAAAUCUAUCAAUGCGCAUGUAGAGAGUCUUGGGAAAGCCUUAAUGGUAGCACCGACCCACCAUGGGGCGAGCACAUCUCAAUCUGCCCCACAGAAGGCUCCAGAGCAAGAAGCUCCCAAUCCGCAAGGAAGCGGUGGGAUCAGAAGGAUGAGCUUGCGGUGCAACUGGCAGACAAGUAUGCUAAUAUUCCAAUGGCGGACUACAAUGCAGCUUGCUCGGUGAAAAGCAAAGAUGGGCUGAAGUUGGUGUUGGCGGAGUAGAAGAAGAAAUUUGGUUGAAAUCAUGUUUGUGGUUUGUGGAGGUUUGGAAUCAUGGUUUUUUUUUCUUUUUUUUUUUUUUCUUAAAUCUAAUUAUUACACACAUAAUUAAGCUAAUGACAUUAUAGACGACACACCAAUAUCAACUUUAUUUGUUCAUUAAUUAAUACCAAAGCCAUUAAUACUUAUAAAGUCAAUACACUAGAAUUUUCUUUGAAAGAAAAUUCUAGUGUAAUGACUUUAUAAGUAUUAAUGAACAAAUAAAGUUGAUAUUGGUGUGUCCUAUAUAAUGUUAUUAGCUUAAUUAUGUGUGUAAUAAUUAGAUUUGAGAAAGAAAAAAAAAAGAAAAAAAAACCCAUGAUUAAUCCGUCUAAAUAUAGAGAUUACUUUUCACUAAUCCAUGUUUUUGUUUUUAAUCUUCUGUGCUUUCCUAGUAGGUAAAAAUGCGUCGAAUUCGUAUUUGAACAACCACUGUAAUUUUUUGAAAGAAAUUCAAAUCAUAAGAAUUAAGACAGGCUAGCUAGCAUAUUUAUUUAUCCCUAAUGGAAUCUGUCUCAAGUUAUGUGACCUUUGAUGCUGAGUUGAGUGGGUUUUCUUUUAUCA